AACUCGAGUUCGAGUGCUAGAUUAGCACCUACAUUGAUCAACAUACCAGAGGUUUCGACAAAAAAAUUCCACUUCUUCCCGCGCAAAAACCUAAGAAGUUUUCUUCCCCAUUUUAAACCCGCAAUAUCUCUCCCUACAUGGAUGACUAAUUGAGGCAGAUAGUUGGAGAAAAGAGGAAGAUGAUGAUGGGCAAGGUGUUCAAGGGAGCUAACGUGUUCAUGUCGCGCAACUUGGUUCCACCGGAGCAGUUCGACACUCUUCACGACGCGCUCAAGCUCAACGGAGCUCAGGUCUUCCUCUGCUGCGACCCAUCCCACAACGGUCCCAACGACUACCACGUCAUCUCCUCUAUGGAUCAUGAGAAAUUCGAUGAACUCCUGUCAAAAGGCUGCAAUUUGAUCGGUCCUAGGUGUGUACUUUUUUGUGCGAAUGAACACAGACCACUCCCUAAUCAAGGUUUUACAUGCUGCCUUGCAAUGGACGGAGUCAAAAUACUAGCAUCUGGUUUUAAGGAGGACGAAAAGUUUGAAAUAAAAAAGCUAGUGAAAGCAAUGGGAGGAGUUUUUCAAGAAAAAGUAUCAAUGGACAUAAAUUUCGUCAUAGUGAAAAACGUUUUGGCUGCAAAGUACAAGUGGGCACUAAAUGUAGGGAAGAAACCAAUUGUUAGUAUUACUUGGCUACUCCAGUGCUGGAAGGAGCAUCACUUUGUUGCUCCAGAGUCAUUCAGGGUCCAACCUUUUUCUGGGCUCACCAUCUGUAUUACCAGAAUAAAUGAGAGGACGGAGGUGGAAAAUAUAGUCCUACAAAAUGGAGGCAAAUAUUCUCGUGAUCUGACAAAAAGUUGCACACAUUUAAUUUGCGGGGCUCCUAAAGGAGAUAAAUAUGAAGUUGCCACAAAUUGGGGUACAAUAUACAUAGUUAGCAAGAGGUGGCUUGACCAAUCUGUUGCUAAAAGAGCACGCCUUAAUGAGGAGUCAUAUCCUAUUCAGGGUACCUCUGCAGCAACUGUGAUUGCUGCAAGAAUGAAAAACCAACACAGCAUAGAGAGUGGCAUUCAAAGUGUGCAAACUUUGUCUUCCACUGCAACAAUAUCAAAUUCUCAAGCUCUUUCAUAUGGUUACACUGUAGAUUCAGAUAAGGGACCCCUCUUCUCUCAGAACACACCUUCAUUUUUAGAGGAACCUUUCUUUUCCAAGAGGGAAUCAAAUGAUCUACCCACUGAGCAGCAAAAAACUGAUACAAAUUUUGAUGAAUGUGUUGUUUCUGACUCCAAAACAGAUGAUAACGAUUUAUACUUGUCAGACUGCAGACUUCUGAUUCUUGGUUUUAGUGAAUCCGAUAUGCGAAAACUUGUGAACAUGGUUCGUAAAGGUGGUGGUUCCCGUUAUAUGUCUUUCAGUGAGAAGUUGACACACAUAAUAGUCGGAUCUCCAUCUGAGAUUGAAAUAAAAGAGAUAAGAAACCUUGCAGCUUUGGGUGUAAUCCAUGUGGUAAAACCAGAUUGGCUCGCAGACUGCGUAAGUGAAAAGAAAGAAGUCUGUGUGCUUCAAAAGCACAUUGCCAGUGAUUUGCUUCUACUCAGAGAACUUGUCAGCUCCAAUAAAGGAGCUUCUGUGAUCAAUGCAUUUUCCAACCAAGGAAACUCAAGUGAUAGUGUUCAGUGCUACAAGAAUAUUGGAUCUGGAAAUUCACUGGAGAAGAGCAAAGAAGUAGAUGGCAUAAAAAAGAGUGGAGCUUCUCAGAUUGAAAGCCAAUCCCAGUUCUCUACUUUGAAUGGUAAAAAUGAGAUUAAUAUGCAAGCAAGCUCCAGCGGAGCCAUUGAGGAGGAUAUAAAGUCAUCUGCUGUAUUUAAGGGAAAGCGGUUUUGCUUCUCUGCUAGCUUCCCUGAUAAGCAGAGAGCUGACAUUGUACAGUGGGUGAACCAAGGUGGAGGAGAGUUAGUGGAUAGUCAGAUUAAAGGAUACGUGCAUUUUGUUAUUGAAUGCCAUGGUGUGAUACCCUCCCAGACAGAUGCUGCUAUAGGGUCAUAUGUGACAAGUCACUGGAUUAAGUCUUGUUUGGAGGAUGGACGCUUGUUGGACAUUGGCAGUCACAUUUGCUAUUCUCCACUUCCUUGUGAAGUACCUUUCCCUGAAUUUAAGAGCUUCCGUUUCUGUGUUUCACAAUACGAUGAAAAAGAAAAGCAGCUGCUAAGAAAUUUAUUCUUUAUCCUUGGAGCUAAGUUUGCUGAUAAAAUGAGAAGAAAUGUCACAUAUUUGUUGUGCAAAUUCAGAAGUGGCCCAAAAUAUGAGCUUGCUUGUAAUAAUGGCAUCCCAACAGUAACUUGUGAGUGGAUUUAUGAGUGUAUUAAACAGAAAAAAGUUGUUGAUCCAGGUCCAUUUUGUCCUAAAGAAGUAACUUCUGAAGAUCGAGAAGCUGGAGUAUGCACAUCAAGCCAGUUUCCUACACAAGCUGUACAGAGGAUAUCUGAGGAUAAUGUUUCUCAGCUUCAGGGCGAGUCCAAAGAAGUUGAGAGUGUUAACGGUGAAGCUGUUACAGCCAGAAAUAUUGGAAGGACAGAAACUAUUUGCUUACCCAGUAAAUGCAAGAAGACAAGGGUCAGAGCAGAUGAGAAAACAAAAUGUUCUUUGGUAUCGGUAUCCAAUCAAAGUGACACCAUAUCCGAGACAAAUCCUCCAGAAAACAAGAAGCUUGAAAGCACCAAUGGUUUUACUAUAAUGACUGAUGUUGCUAACCUGAUUGAGGAUUGUUUGGUGCACACGAGCAUGAAUUAUAACCAGAAGUCUCCAUCAAGAAGUGAGUGUGAAUCAAAUCUCUUUGCAUCUGAUUGUACCAUUCUUGAUCAAGAUCAUGGAGUUCAACAACCUGAUCUUAGAUUGUCUCAGCAUUGGACAAACAGGUAUGUUCUCCAUAAACUUGUUUAUGGUGAUGAACUGUUGGAUGUGCUGGACACGUGUAAAUCUACUUUGUGUUGCAUAGUAUUUCUUGUCACGAUUUUAAUUUUAUAUGAGUACAUGUUUAAUUCUAGGGGAGGAGAAGGGAAGGAGGGAAAAAUCUUACCUUUCCUUGUUUGGCUGGAUUAUUAGCAAGGUGAGGAGGCCAAUCUCUUUCCCUUCCUCCAUCCCUUCCUUCAAACCAAAAACACAAAGACACCCUUAACCUUUCCUUGUUAAAAGUUUGCUUGGCUGGAUCAUAUAAUGUUAAAAGUUCAGGAUGGCUCAUGUGCAUGUUCAAGUCACCCUGCCUUGACGCUUUGUUUCUGAACCACUAUGGAAAAAUACUAUUGUAAUGGCGAGGCACUGAAAUUGGUAUGAAAAAAUAUGAGUUGCUGAUGUUUUCACAAGGGAGGUAAGGGCCAAUUG
Cuscuta epithymum is the source of this 3362-nucleotide messenger RNA. Lineage: Eukaryota; Viridiplantae; Streptophyta; Magnoliopsida; Solanales; Convolvulaceae. The record is from the annotation of a GenBank genome assembly.